Messenger RNA from Meleagris gallopavo (turkey), 2518 nucleotides. The record is from RefSeq and is a predicted model, not a curated record. NCBI's taxonomy places the organism in Eukaryota, Metazoa, Chordata, Aves, Galliformes, Phasianidae.
AAAAAUAAUCAGAACAGUCUUUUUCUUUUUUUCCCCCUGAAAUUGAAACUGGUUAAGUGUGCAGAAUUGCUUCAAAUCUGAAGUUCAUCGGGUACCCAAAUGCAUCUUUUUCAGUCUGAGGUUUAGCAGCACAAAAAUAAACAAAGACCUUACUCUACCUACCUAGCUGCUGAACCUAUUCUGAAGCCAAGGGUAACCUAGCAGUACGAGGGACUUGUUGCUUCGUUAAAUGGACAUUUGCCCUCACGGGAUGGCCCAGUUAUCCAGUAGCAAUGAAUUUAAACAGCGCUCAUCACCUUCUUUGGCAACUGCAAGGUCAAAAGACGUGGACAAAGAGGAGGCACUGCAGAUGGAAGCUGAGGCAUUAGCUAAGAUGCAGAAAGAAAGAGGUAUAGCUGGUAAUAAACAAACUUCUCGUUCUUUAAGCAGCAUUGGGCAAAAAGCACAGACACAUAGCAAACAGGACCAUGAUCUCAUGGUGUUUCCUGAGUCUGAUGCCAAGAGAAUGAAAGAUAAACUAAGUACCAUUGACAUAGAGAAGCUUACUCAUGCUGAACUGGAGAAACUGCUGCUGGAUGACAGUUUUGAAUCUAGUAAAGUACCUGCGUUACCAGUAACUCCUAUUUUGAGCCCAUCUCUGUCUUCACAAUUUUAUAUUGGGCCCACUGGUCAGACAGGACAGUGGACACCUGGGAUACCAGCACCUGUGACAUGCACUUUACCUCCUAUUUACCCCUCAGCUUCUUAUAUAAAACAAACUGGUGUAUUUCAGAAUGGAUUCCAUCCGAGUAUGUCCUCUUAUCACUCUAGAGAACCUAUUUAUUUUGGUCUUCCAAGGCAGUCGCAAUACAUUUCAUAUCCACUGGCAGCUACUACACCUUUCCAUCCACAAGGAAGCCUACCUAUAUAUCCUCCAGUACUUACACCAGAAUUGGCAAAAGUAUUUGACAAAAUUGCAAGCACCUCAGAAUUUCUGAGAAAUGGGAAAUCAAGCACAGACUUAGAGAUGACUGCUAUAAAGUCUGCAGUUUCCAGCCUACCAGCCUCAGAAAAAUGCAGAGACAUCAGUAAAUUUGACUGGUUAGAUUUGGAUCCCCUCAGUAAACCAAAAGUGGAUAGUGUGGAGACUUUGUAUAAGGCAGAGGAUCACGGAGAGCUGGCAUCAGGUAUGACAGCUGAAGAUCCGUGGGAUGCUGUGCUGUUAGAAGAGAAGCUGUUAGUAACUUGUCAUCUGGAAAGAAAAAUAAAUGGGAAAUCUUCUGGAGCAACCGUUACGAGGAGCCAGUCCUUAAACAUGCGCACAGCUCAGCUUGGGAAGUUACAAGGCCAAACAUCACAGAAAGACAAUGGGACCACUGGCACACUGACAGAAAAUGUGCUUCUCCAAGAAAUUGAAGGGCAGAAUCAAGAACUGUCAGCUUUUUCUCAAGCAGUUACAAAAUUGAGGACCAAGUUUCCUUACACCAAUCAGCAAUCAAAUCCAGGCUUUGUGCUGAGUCCAAUCAUGCUGCAAAGAAAUAUAGCUGGGGAGAGUGCCAGUAUCAAGGUUUCUAUAGAAAUCAAAGGAUUCCAGCAACCAGUAACUUUUACAUGUGAUGUGAGCUCUCCUGUUGAGCUUAUAAUAAUGCAGGCACUUUGCUGGGUGCAUGAUGACUUGAAUGAAGUGGACAUUGGCAGCUAUUUCCUUAAAGUCUGUGGCCAAGAAGAAGUUUUACAGAAUAAGCACUGCGUAGGAAGCCAUGAAUACAUUCAGAACUGUCGGAAAUGGGAUACAGAAAUUAAAUUGCAGCUUGUGACCCAUACUGAAAUUUGCAGAGGUCUGGCACGAACAGAAGAAGAUGACAGAACACCCAUAGACCUCACCAAACACCUCUACAAAGUAGAAAAGCCUUUCAGAGAACCUAAUAUAAGAUCUUCUAUUGAAGAGCUUCUUGAUAUCUAUCAUAAGCAAACUGAAAUAGCUCUGAAAAAUGAGAACCAACAUAAAGCAGUUGAUCACUUGAUUAAGACUGUCAGAAAAAUCUGUUCAACAUUGGAUGGUGUAGAAACUCCUGCAAUAACAGAAUCUGUAAAGAAGCUGCGAAGGGCUGUUAAUCUUCCAAGGAUUAAAGACACAGAGGUAUCCCUGAAAUGUGGCGAUGAUUCUAGCAAGAGCGCAUCUGGCUCGCUGCAGCCUGAAAGUCCUCUGAAAGUGAAUAUAGACCUGCUGACAAGAGCAGUUGAGGCCCUUCUGCGACUCCACAUGAAUUCAUGUAGCAGCAGUUCUGCAGCAGUUUCUCCAAAAGAUAAGACUACCAAGGAAGCGUGGACUGCCACAGAACAUCUCCAGUUCACAAUAUUUGCUGCACAUAGAAUUUUUCCUGAUUGGGUAUCCAAUUUUGAAAAAUACUACUUGAUUUGUUCUUUGACCCAUAAUGGAAAAGAUCUCUUCAAACCUGUUCAGUCCAAGAAGGCUGGUGCAUACAAGAACUUCUUCUACUUGAUUAAAUGGGAUGAACUGUAAGUGACUUUAGAAUAC